Molecule: messenger RNA, 285 nt
Organism: Cylicostephanus goldi
Lineage: Eukaryota; Metazoa; Nematoda; Chromadorea; Rhabditida; Strongylidae
Source: the annotation of a GenBank genome assembly
GUCGAGGAAAUGAUUAGCCUCAUUAUGGAAGCGUUUGUUGAUCUUCUCGUGUCGGAGGAUUGGCUCACCGAGGAAACAAAAGAAUUUGCUAAGCAGAAGGUCCGCACCAUGAAACAGAAAAUUGGCUAUCCGGAUUAUCUUAAUGAUCCCGUUGCGGUUGAUCGUGAGUACCGCUUGUUUGAGGUUUACGAUCACCGUUAUUAUAAGACAAAGUUUCAAUUCUACGAACAAUAUCAGCGCGAUGUUUUGGAACGAAUAGCACAGCCAGUGGAUCGUGAAAGGUAA